GAGAGAGAGAGAGAGAGAGAGAGAGAGAGAGAGGGACAGAGGAACAAUGGGGGAAGCAAAGAUGGUUCACUCACCAUUGAUCACUUUUGCCUCGAUGCUCUCUCUUCUCACUCUCUGUCCUCCCUUCGUUAUACUUCUAUGGUAUACGAUGGUUCAUGCUGAUGGGUCUGUUCUUCAAACUUGGAAUUACUUAAGGCAACACGGAUUGCAGGGAUUUAUAGACAUUUGGCCGAUGCCAACUGCUGCUGCAUGGAAAAUCAUUGGAUGUUUUGGAGCGUUUGAAGCUGUACUUCAACUCCUCCUACCUGGAAAAAGGGUUGAAGGACCGAUCUCUCCAGCAGGGAAUCGACCUGUCUACAAGGCAAAUGGUGUGGCAGCAUAUGCAGUAACUUUGAUAACAUAUUUCUGCCUGUGGUGGUUUGGAAUAUUCAAUCCUGCAAUAGUUUAUGAUCAUCUGGGAGAAAUAUAUUCAGCCCUUAUUUUUGGAAGCUUUAUCUUCUGCAUUUUCUUACACAUCAAAGGUCAUGUGGCACCUUCUUCUUCUGAUUCUGGGUCAUCAGGGAACCUAAUCAUUGAUUUCUACUGGGGCAUGGAGCUCUAUCCUCGUAUAGGCAAGCAUUUUGAUAUAAAGGUUUUCACCAACUGCAGAUUUGGUAUGAUGUCCUGGGCUGUUCUUGCUGUAACCUAUUGUAUCAAACAGUAUGAAGAGCAGGGGCAAGUAGCUGACUCUAUGCUUGUUAAUACUGCAUUGAUGCUUGUGUAUGUCACUAAGUUUUUUUGGUGGGAAGCUGGAUACUGGAACACGAUGGAUAUUGCACAUGAUCGAGCUGGCUUUUAUAUUUGUUGGGGAUGCUUGGUUUGGGUUCCCUCUAUUUAUACUUCGCCUGGAAUGUACCUAGUCAACCAUCCUGUAAAUCUUGGUAUUCAGCUUGCACUUUUUAUUCUUGUUGCCGGUAUUUCAUGCAUAUAUAUUAACUAUGACUGUGACCGGCAAAGGCAAGAAUUCCGCAGAACAAAUGGAAAGUGCUUAGUUUGGGGGAAAGCUCCAUCCAAGAUAGAGGCCUUGUAUCGUACCACAAAUGGGGAAACAAAAUCCAGCCUUCUUUUGACCUCAGGAUGGUGGGGUUUAUCUCGUCACUUUCACUAUGUACCAGAAAUAUCAGCUUCUUUCUUUUGGACCCUACCAGCUCUUUUCAACCAUUUUCUACCAUACUUCUAUGUGGUGUUUCUGACAAUCCUUCUUUUUGACCGGGCCAAGAGAGAUGAUGAUCGUUGUCAAGCCAAGUAUGGGAAAUACUGGAAGUUAUACUGCGAUAAGGUUCCCUACAGAAUCAUUCCAGGAAUCUACUGAUGAGUUUUGGAUGGACAAAGCUUGCUUGUGAAUCUUCAAUGGUAUAUUGUGUAUGAGUGACUGGUAAUUUAGAGAUCCACUUUUACUAAUUACCAUUUCCUUCAAGUUAAUAUUACCUGCCAUGAGCCCAAGUGCUUGUAUGUUUGGAUAUUGUACCAUCAUAUCAUGUAUGACAUAAUAUAGAUAAUUUUUUUAUUUCUAUUU
Molecule: messenger RNA, 1555 nt
Organism: Telopea speciosissima
Lineage: Eukaryota; Viridiplantae; Streptophyta; Magnoliopsida; Proteales; Proteaceae
Product: 7-dehydrocholesterol reductase
Exons: 14
Coding region: 47-1351 (434 amino acids)
Biological process (GO): brassinosteroid biosynthetic process; sterol biosynthetic process
Cellular component (GO): endoplasmic reticulum membrane
Molecular function (GO): oxidoreductase activity, acting on the CH-CH group of donors, NAD or NADP as acceptor
Source: RefSeq, a predicted model, not a curated record